Molecule: messenger RNA, 9490 nt
Organism: Pseudoliparis swirei
Lineage: Eukaryota; Metazoa; Chordata; Actinopteri; Perciformes; Liparidae
Gene: trps1
Product: trichorhinophalangeal syndrome I
Exons: 10
Coding region: 482-5125 (1547 amino acids)
Biological process (GO): regulation of transcription by RNA polymerase II
Cellular component (GO): nucleus
Molecular function (GO): zinc ion binding; RNA polymerase II transcription regulatory region sequence-specific DNA binding; DNA-binding transcription factor activity
Source: RefSeq, a predicted model, not a curated record
CUUACGGUGAUAGUUGACUCUGACAGCCGUGACCGAGGAGCCAAAACAUAAAUAAAAAGCUCCGGACAGCAGGGAGGGCCGCCUGCAUGAGACGUCUCACACGGAUCUACAACACACUUGAUCAAACUCAAAGCCGUGUUGCCCAGCUGUUCAGCAUAAAAGGAGCAGCAGCAGCAGCCCUGGACCAAAGGUGGCCGAUGCCGGAGUUUAAGACCUUCGCGAACAAAAGUCAAAGAAGCUGAAAAGUGUUGGCUCCGAUGUUCACGGACCUGGGUGGAGUUACGUGGACCUGAUCAAGAAAUGGCGGGAUAUUAGUUUGGGCCCGUCGCCUGGUUUCUGCUUCCCAUUAUCGCGUGGAGUACAGGCGGCCGGUAGCCCGACUGCUGGCUGCUGCUGGACGCUCCGGUGCCGCGUCCGAUCAGACCGCUGCGACAGAGCUGAUGCCAAGGCCAGGAGUCAGCCAUGAUGUCUUUAUAACCUGAUGAUCAGCAGAGAGAUGGUGAGGAAGAAGAAUCCCCCUAUCCGGAGUGUGGGAGGUGAGGAGGAGGAGGAGGAAGAAGAGGGGAGGAGGCCUGCGGCAGAGGAAGAAGAGGAGGGAGAGGAGGAGGGGAGAGUAGGAGCAGAGGCCGAACGCAUAAACCGACCCUCCGAACCGGAGUCCUCCGACCGGAUCAGGGGAGACGAGGAGCAGGAAGAGGAGGAGGGAGAGAGCGAGUGCGUGUCCUCGUCCGUCUCUCCCUCGUCCGGCGGCGAGCGCGACAGCAACGAGGAGCGACGGGGGAGGAGCGGGAGAGGGGGCGGAGCCAGCCAAGGGGGAGCGGCGUUGACUGACAGACUCGAGAGCCAGUCGGAGGCCGAGGACGGGGAGAAGGGGAUCGAGGAAGGAGAGAGGAGGGAAAGAGGCAGGGGGGGGGCAGACCACCUCACGGCUCCCCUCCUCUCCGCCCCCCACCUCCCCCCCAGACAGGAAGGAGGGGAGGAGUCGACAACGGACACCCCUCCGCUUUCUUCCAGCCCCUCUCCCAAACUCCAGGACUUCAAGUGCAACGUGUGUGGCUACGGUUACUAUGGCAACGACCCCGCCGACCUGGUGAAGCACUUUAGGAAGUAUCACCUGGGCCUGCACAACCGCACGCGGCAGGAUGCUGCGCUCGACACGCACAUCCUGGCCCUCCACAACAUGGCUCCCCAAAACACCCCCCGAGAUGUCCAGGCGGCACAGGGGCAGCGGAGCCAAGCCAAAGAGUCGGGGAAGACGAGACCAGACAUUCAGCAGCACAGGACCGUGAUGAUGAACGGCACGUAUGACGUACAGGUGACGCUGGGUGCCACGCUGAUCGGGAUUGGCCGGAAGACCUCUGAUUGCCAGGGCAAUACCAAGUACUUUCGCUGCAAAUUCUGCAACUUCACCUACAUGGGCAGCAACUCCUUAGAACUCGAACAACACUUCAUGACCUCGCAUCCAAAUAAAGUAAAAAGUCCGUCAACCACGCCCCUGCUGGCCACCAACAACCUGGCAAUGCACGACAACCAGGGGAAGCGGGGGAGUCAGAUGCUAGACGGGGUGGAGAGAGUCUCGGUGAGAGCGGAAGACGACUCUUUGGUCGGCUACGCCGUCCCGGUCCGGGCGUCUUCGGACCCGUCAGGCUGGGCGGGCGGGCCCGGCCGAGAUGCCGUGCAGACAUAUUAUUGGUGUAAAUUCUGUAGCUGGAGCUGCGAGUGGUCAGGGGGCUCGGCGAAGCUUUUAGAGCACUACGAACAAAGACACAGAAUGACCACGGGAGGUACGAUGAGCCCCGGCAACUCUACUCUCGGGGGGAUGGACAGAGAGAGGGAGAGAGGGGGGAGACGAGAGGGUGGAGAGAGAGGCCACGCGUCGUCCAAAAGCCGCAAAGACCUCUCAACCAACCCAUCCAGCACCAGCCAAGGAGACCCCAACAGCAGCGAUUCAGAAGCAGUGGUGACCAGUUAUAACUGUCAGUUGUGUGAUUUCCGCUACUCGAUGGCCCACAGUGCAGACGUGAUCGUGGUGGCACCUCUGCUGCUGCACUACCAGCACAACCACUCCAUCCACAGAUGCUGCAUCCAGCACUGCAUGUAUUGUCCGCAGGGCCUCUGUCAGCCGCUGAAGCACCUGGGGGAGGUGUCUCACCCCUUUGCGUGUCGGAAGCCCAGCUGCCCGAAAUGCUGCUCCAAGUUCCCUCCGUCCACCAAGCAGCAGCAGGACACCGCCGGAUCCAAACCUGCCACCCCUCCUCAUCUUAGAAGUGACCCCGGUGUGAUUUCGGGAUCAACUUUCCUCGCCUCUAACCCUGCGCAUCCUGUCGUCACACAAGGCGUCACCCACUUGUGUGACCAGUGUGCGUUCGCCACCACCGACAUCGACGUGUUGCUCCAGCACUACAAAAGCUGCCACACCCUGAUUAACCUGAAGGGGGCACCGCCACACGUCAAGGCCGAGGAAGAGGUUGGGGGAGACAAGGAAGGGGGGCGAGGAGGAGAGAGGGAGUACUCUUGUACAAAGUGUCACUUCAUCACGGAAGUGGAAGAAGAGAUUUUUAGACACUACAGGCGUGUCCACGCGUGUUGCCGUUGCCGACGCUGUGACUUCACAGCACCCGAUUCGUCAGCCCUCCUCGACCAUUUUAACUCGGCCCACUGCCAGGACUCCGCUCCCUCACUGACGACGACCUCCUUAGCCAACUCACUGACGCCUUCGUUAACGCUCUCGGCCAAUGGCUGCUCAGCUCCCUCCACCGUGGCCAUCAAAGAGGAGAGCAAGGGCGAUCUUCGCCUCCUUUACUCCCUUGCACCGCCCGAGGGACGGCUGGCAGAGGGGGGCAGAGAGGAGGCGGGUGUGGUGGUGAAAAGUGAGGGAGGCGAGGAGAAAGAGAGAGAGCGGGAGAAAGGCUGGGUUCUCGGGGAGACGCGAGGACUCGGAGAAAGAGGAGGUGAGCAGGCCCACGGUCUCCUCUGGGUGCCCAAGGAGCGAAUGGGACCUGAACGGGGAGUCGAACGAGGAGCAGGAGGAGGGAGCCCCUCUCUUUUCUCCUCCCCCCUCUCUUUGUCGUUUGUUUCAGCCAAUCACGACGCCUCGCAGCAGAAAAGAGGCGUGACUUCGCCGAGCAUGGUUUACCUGGGAGACACCAAGUCCUUUUUGGGAGAUACCAAGUCCUUUUUGGGAGAUGCCAGUCUGUAUGGAGGUGGGAGGUCAGGAGGAGCCACUGCAGGCGGAGGCGGAGCGGAGAAACCCAGCCGGAUGCCUCAGCAGUACACGGGAGGAGGAGGAGGAGGGAGUGGAGGUGGAGGAGGCCAGGAGAAAGGAGGAGCCGCUAAAGAGGAGUCCCAAUCCCUUCUACGGCGACGCAGAGGCAGCGGGGUCUUCUGCGCCAACUGUCUGACCACCAAGACGUCGUUGUGGAGGAAGAACUCCAACGGAGGCUACGUCUGCAACGCGUGUGGUUUAUACCAAAAGCUACAUUCGACACCCAGACCUCUAAACAUCAUCAAGCAGAACAACGGCGAACAGAUUAUCCGCCGCCGGACCCGGAAACGCAUCAACCCUGAUUCGCUGUCGUCUGAGACCCCCGCCCCCAAGCAGCAGCGCGUCGCCAGCGAGGAGCGUUUGAACGGGGAGGAGUCGGACCGGAGCUUCGCAACAACCAAAAACCAGCAGCCUUCGCCGCGCUCGCGCUCACCCCGAUCCACGCAGGCCUUCCUCGCCAGCCAAACAUUGGAGAUCCAUCGACGGAUGCCUCCCCUGCUCCUCCCCUCACAUCCCCCCUCCUCAUUGGUAGCUGAGGGAAAUGGGGGCGUUGCUGAGGGAGGGAUUAUAUCUCAAGGAGAGGGAGGUAAAGGGGGAGGGGGAUCAGAAAGAGGAAGUCCCAUUGAAAAGUACAUGCGUCCAUCCAAACCGUCGAGUUAUUCGCCUCCUGGAUCUCCCAUUGAAAAGUACCAGUACCCUCUCUUCUCCUUACCCUUACCAUUGACCCUCUCGUCCGAUUUGACCCCGGAGUCAGAUUGGCUCCGAUUCUGGACCAAGUACAAGAUGGCAGCCGCCUCCGGGGUUCCUGGUAGCAUCAGUAACCUCAGUAGCCCCGGGGGCCUCGGGAAUAACGCUCUUUACCUUGGCGCGAUGGUGGCUCCGGGGCCGCAUCAUCAGCAGAGCUACACGGUGCCUUACUGCGCCUCUCCCUACUCUCCUCUUCCCCCACCCCCAGCCCCUCCUCACUACCCUCCUCCUCCUCCUCCUCUUCACUCCCAAACCUCGUCGCCGUCAUUAGAGAACGAUGCUCCUUUGGAUCUCGCAAUAAGGCAGAGGGACACGAGCGCCGCCGACGCCCACGCGUCUACGAACGGCGCCGAGAGGAGAAGGCAAGAGUCGCCGCUCGCUGAAAGGUUGAGGGAGAGCUGGAAAGGAGAGAAAGAGGAGGACAAGGAGAGGAUGGACGAGGGAGAGAGCUCAAAAGAGGAGAUGAGGAGGGAGGGAAAGGAUCAUUUGGCGAAACGUCGGCCAAGCGUCCCGUCGACUCGCACGACGGCGGAGGUGGCCACGCAGGACGACCUGACCAACCGCUGCAUCCAUUGUGGCAUCUACUUCCUGGACGAGGUCAUGUAUGCCCUGCACAUGAGUUGCCACGGCGACCAGGGACCCUACCAGUGCAGCUUUUGCCUCCACGUGUGUGUGGAUCGCUACGAUUUCACCACACACAUCCAGAGGGGCUUACACAGGUACUCGGACAAAGCGCCACAGCAGAGGGGCCGCGAGCAGGACGGCCUCGCCCAGAGCGCCGCGGCCGUGUCGGAGCGAGAGGACGCGGCGCCGGAGGAAAACGACGAAGGCGAUCGCAGCGAGAUCACGGACGAAAGCGGCGAUGUCGUCGCAGUUUGUCACGACGGCCGAGGAGAAGUAACUACAGGCAACGCGGCCACUGACAUCGAGACAGAAGUUGAAGAGGAGGCAGCAGGAGGAGGAGGAGGAGGAGGAGGAGGAGGCCAAGACAUCACAAACCAGGUGUUGGAGGAGGAAACGGUGCCAGAUAGUGAUGAUGUCAUCACCAAGCCCACGGAGGAAACGACUGUCGCCGACUCUGAAACCGUAGACGAGAACACGGGGAGUAAUUAGUGGUGGGAUGCCUUGGACUCACCCGCACCUUUCAGGACGUGUGUUAUUGUUAUGAAUAAGCUGCCGGCCUCCGCGCUCCUGGAGGCGGGCUCAUGGCACACGGGCUCUCAACGGAACACAUCCUCAUGCUGGAGGCACUCGGCUGUCAAAUGGUCACAAAGUCAUUGUAGGAUCUCGCUCAACUGCUGCAGGGGCAGUUUGGAGAAGGAGCCCCCGAAGUCGGGGCGCUCGCCUCCACCCAACAGCCCCAACGAGAGGAAGCCAGACCGACCGUCGCACCGCUCUCAUUCCGGAUGAGUUUCGAGGAGCUCAGCACUUGCACAGCCAUCAUACAGCAGAGCAAAAAAUUAAUACGAAAUGCGAGAAGCAAAACUCUUUCCCUGAGCGGAUCUGUUAUGCAGCGCGCUAAACCGGUGGCAACCGGUCUGACGCAUCAUUCAGUCGUUUUUUAUCUCGGUACAGCCAGAUCUGAUCUGGUGAGAACGACUUUCUUCUUCGUGUUUUUGAGCGUUUUGCCCGCCGUGCAGAUGAACUUAUUUUGACUCUUGUAAACUGGUCAGAGAUAAACCAGUUGAAACCAGUUGAAACCAGUUGAAACCUGGUGUUACCUUGGUACAACAUGAUCAGUUGGUUGACUUCACUCGUGCCCUCUUGUUUCUAAAACUGGCAAAAAAUAAAUAACGACAACUGGCGAAAUGCCCCCCCCCCCCUGUGCAAAGUGGCCCCGGUUGGUUCGAUCCGACCGAGACUUUUUGAACUCCUUAAAACCGGUUUCAACUGGUAAGACCGGAGUAAUUCCGGACCGAAGUGUUCUCCUCAUCCACUUGGAUCAAAGCGAGUGAUAUUAUUUUCUACCUUCCUCCGUGCCAUGAUACUAGCGACGUGCCUGGCUGCCUGCCUAACAGAACAUUCAUCUAUUAACCUGCUUAACAUUUAUAAUGAUGAUAAUGGUAAUAAUAAUAAUUAUGAUGUUAUAGUGCAAAACAUGCAAUUUGCUACACCUUUUUCCUAUAUAUGUUAUUUUGUAAAAGCAAAUAAUGCUUUUUUGUUUGUGUGCAGGAAACGGUACUAUAAGACUCGUCUAUUUGUGUUUUCUUUCUUUUGGAGCUCGUUGUUGUUUGUUGAGGAGACUUGUUGUUGCGUUGUUCACGGCCCGCUGACACGGUACAGCAGCAGACGGGUGUGUGUGUGUGUGUGUGCAUUCAUGUAAGAGUGUUUGUGUGUAAGGAACAACGGAUGAUAUCAACAUUAUGAAGGCGUGCGCUCGAUAUUUCUGUCCUCAGGGGUCACAAGUGCUGCACACCAACCCGCCCGUUUGAGAGCACGUGACACGUCAUGUGACAUGUCACGUGACACGCUCAGUGGUCUCACGGUCCCACAUGUUACAUAACGUCCUCUUGUGUAUGUUCUUAUCGUGUUCAGUAUGUGUUAAUAGGUCAACAUGGUCUUAGUAUGUAACUUUAUUUCUUUCUUUCUGUCUUCACGUGGUUUUAUAGAGACUUAUGAACUUCGGGACAUCGAACCUUAAUGUUUGCGUUUGACUCGAUGAACUUCGGCUCUGUGUCGAGUCCACGGAGCUGCUCGCCGACAGUGUUGUACUCAGCCUAUCUUGUAUAUCGGAGAGUUCGGUAGGUUGCCUCUAUGUAGCAUGUUAACGUCUUAUUAAAUACGUUGCCUUUUCUAUGGAUGGAAACUGUUAAACUUUACACCGAAAGAUACAGAACAAAGUCAAGACGACGUUGUAAAGUUGAGUUGUGUGACUCGCUGAAGGGAAAUGAGCAGGUCGCUUCACGUAACUCGUCCCCCUUCUCUCCCGAUUCAUUACCGACGUUUGGGUUCUCGCGAGGUCUUUGAACGCCCCUCUUUUCUUCGGAACGGAGCGACGCGGCGGCCGUCUUGUUUAUUUUUAUAAAGAGAGAAUCACUUCUUCUGCCUUGCUGCCUUAGUUGCAAAAAAACAGAUAAAAUCACCACGAGACUCCUUUUGAAGGAAGUAAUAAAAGGCCGAGAGAAAAGAAAAUACAAGAAGGAGGAAAGAAUGAGAUAUAAGAACAAGAUAUUUUUCUACGCUUAUCCAAAAGACGUGAAUGAGAAAUGUUCCGCCUAGUGCCUGGUAACUUGUACAGUUUUUCUAAUAAGUAUAACUGUCUGUGUCGAAGAGUUAUGUUAUGAGUUGGCAGACGUCCAACAGACUGCUAUAUUUAAUGUACAUGCACCAAGAUGUCAGUCAUCCAUUAUAAUGCUUGAUUUCAGCCUCGCUGUCCGGUUGGUCAGAAACGUGUUCACAUUUGGCAUUUUCAGCCCAUGAGGGGACCCACGCGAGCUUUAAAAAAUAUAUAUAUGAAGUCGGUUGCUGUCGAUCAUAACUAUCUCCAAUUGUUGCAUGUAUGUACACGACUCUGGAAAUGUGGAGACAAACGGUGACCGUAACUUUUGUACGAAAGCCGUGAUGCCAAGAAGUGGGCGUGUGCUGUGUGUUCGGUUUACAGGAGAUGAAUCGUGGCCGCGGUCAUGUGACCAGAAGGCCCAGAUCACGGUGCCGGUACCGCGCGUGGCUCCAGAUCACACUGACGAAACCAAUUCAUGUUGUACAAAUAACUCAAAUGGUCUUCGUUCUAGGAAAUAUCUUGUGCCAAUGUGUUGAGUUUUUUUAAUUUGUUUGUAUGAUGGUGAUCUCCCAAGGGGCUGCUGGAGCAUCAUGAAAUAUGUUUACAUUUUAAAAUGUAGCAACAACAACAAAAAGCUACGGAAUGAAGCAGUGCUUUCUUAAGAGACGGAACAAAGGCAGGACUGAGCUGGUAGAUGGUGCCUUUGGAGAAAAUAUGAGCAGAAGGUGGAUGAAUAGAGUAGCUAAUACAAAUAGGUUUAUGUAUCCAUAGCAACUCGUCCGUGGUCUCUUUACCUCCCUUCAACAUCUCUAUCUCCAUCUUUCUUUGUUUCUAACUCCGACUCUCAUCUUCUACGUAUUCCUCCGCCGGCCUGCGUCCCUUCUCUUGGUUAACUGCUCCGUCCGAGGGAGCCAGGGGGUCCCUGAAUGCAACGCGGUCCCCGCAACUGAAAACCUUUGCGCUCACGUUUACUUUCUGGAGUUCCACUCCCACUCGAACGGGCCUCGGCUUCGUCACCAGCGGUGACAUUUCCAAUACUUGCUCCGCAGUGUGCAUUCAUUUUUAUUUUUCAGAUUUAGGUUCGUUCGUUCGCCAACGGGACUCACAUCGGAUAAAAGCGCCGAGUCCCUUGGGUGACGGUUUUCAGGGGAUUUCUCGGAAAAGUAGGACAAAGAUGUGAAAAAGAAACUGGAUGAACGAGGUUCUUUUUUUGUUGUUGUCAAAUCUGGGUGAACGUCUCGAUUCCUCAGCGGGCUGGAGACAAAUUCCGAUGCCAAAAUGUUUCCAUCGUUCGGCUUUUGAAAGAAGAACCUCUCGAAAGUAACAAAAACACAGCCGUGAUACUUAAGAAGAAAACAACAGUCGAUGCGCUCUUUCCGUGUAGUUGGUGCUCUGCAGAACCCUUUACCGUCCACACAUCUUCUCUGUGCGUCUGCCAGCUGAACAUUAACGUCUUCCACGGGUCAAGUAAGGAUGCCGUUUAUGUAAAACAUAAAUAGUUGUUAUUGUUGAUCGGGAGAACAUUUCAGCCGGCGUUUUAUGUUUUAAAAUAGGCACGAGAAGCCUGGUGAUAAACGAGGUACAGCAGGACACACGCCUCGUCCUUCAAUAAGGAGAGGUUUUUUUUGGAUAGGUUUGAUGGCAUUUCAAAUCAGAGUUUACAUUGGGGGGGGGGGGGGGGGGAAGGGUCUGGCUUUACAAGUGUUUUAAUUUUUGUCUUUCUCAGAAUGUGUUAGAGAGAAUUAUGCUGUUGCUUGCACUCCAUUUAUUGUGUUCUUAUUGCCAAGGAAGGGACGACACACAGAGACACACACACACACACACACACACACACACACACACACACACACACACACACACCGGCAGUGGUACGGCUUGAGUGUACAUUUUGGGAUGUACAGUAUUAAUCAUGGGAGAAAAGGGAGCUAAAGGCCAGUUUGUCAUUGGUCAGACACACAUGCAUGCACACACAUCAACUAUGUACAUUUAACCAAUAUAUUUUAGUAGCAUUUUGUCUCCUAUUCAGUUGAAUGUCUGAUAGAAAUUUUUUGUUUUUUGUUUUUUAGGUUCUUUUCUUCCUCAUGUUGUAUUUUAUUCUGAAACCUUUCCGUACUUUGUUUUUAGGUUUCAUUUCAUGCAAAAAUGAUAAUUCAACAUAUUUUGACAGCCAAGAAAAAGUUUGUUCCACAGCUAAACUUGAAGAAUAAUGUUGACGAUGAUGACGAUGAUAAUAAUUAAUAAAAGUAAUAACAAACAUA